This is a messenger RNA of Exophiala bonariae, 1839 nucleotides long. RefSeq lists its product as uncharacterized. NCBI's taxonomy places the organism in Eukaryota, Fungi, Ascomycota, Eurotiomycetes, Chaetothyriales, Herpotrichiellaceae. Bases 1 to 1839 code for a protein of 612 amino acids. The record is from RefSeq and is a predicted model, not a curated record. Gene Ontology annotation, molecular function: fluconazole transmembrane transporter activity. Gene Ontology annotation, biological process: xenobiotic detoxification by transmembrane export across the plasma membrane. The transcript is spliced from 7 exons. Gene Ontology annotation, cellular component: plasma membrane.
AUGACUGAUAUCAUAAGAGACGCCUGGCUAGGCCAGAUAAUCCGUUUUGUGUCCAAAAACAGGUAUCUCAAGUAUGCAGAGGAGGAAGAGGGAUUCUCUUGGCCACCAUAUGAUCCUACCAAGGAGGAGAAGUCUGGUACAAAUAUACUGCCGACGGAUCAGACAGCACGACCAGCAACGCCUGGAUCUAACUCCGAGCAAGAUGCUCAAGAAAAGCCGGAAAAAGAAUCAGAAACAGUCCGCAACCCAGAAGACCUGACAAUUCAUCGACCCGUGUCAAGAACAACGGUCCGAGACCAAGAAAGAGGCGCCGUCGAUCGUGUGUUGAGCAGAUCAUCCACAAGAUAUUCAGUGGAGCGAUUUGAACAGGAGCAAGCAUUGGCCAUGAACAAGACCAAAAGUUUACCCAUUGCUCCGACCACCACAACCGAUGGAAACAUUCUUGUUACGUGGUAUACCACGGACGAUCCAGAAAAUCCUCAAAAUUGGUCUCAUGCAAAGAAGUGGAUGGUCCUAAUACAACUUGGCCUUUACACUUGUGGUGUCUACGGCGCCUCGAGUAUGUACGUCAGUGGUCAAGAAGGAGUCAUGCGAGAGUUUGGAGUAGGCCAUGCGGCGGCUUCACUGGGCUUAGCAAUAUAUGUCAUCGGAUACGGUGUUGGUCCUCUUUUGUUCGCUCCAAUGUCCGAAAUAGCCCUCUUCGGUCGCAACUGGGUCUACCUACCAACUUUCAUCCUAUUCGUCAUCAUCUCUGUGCCUACUGCACUGGUGAAGAACUACGCUGGAUUACUGGUUCUUCGAUUCUUGCAAGGGUUCUUCGGUAGCCCUUGUCUCGCAAAUGGAGGUGCCACCGUCGGUGAUAUUUAUGGAUUUCUAGAGCUCCCGAUCUAUCUAUCGACAUGGACUGUCGCUGCUUUCUGGGGCCCUGCCCUGGGGCCAGUCAUCUCGGGUUUUGCUGUUCAAGCCAAAGGUUGGCGAUGGGGUCUGUGGGAGAUUCUUUGGCUUACUGGCCCAAUCAUGGUCGUCUUCAUAAUCUGCUUCCCAGAAACGUCCUCAGAUAAUAUCCUGCGUCGCCGCGCCCAAAGACUCCGCAAAGUUCUCGGCAGAUCAGACCUGAAAGCUCAAACCGAAAUCGACGAAGAAAAUCUGAAAUUCUCCGCAGUCUUCUGGGAAGCCCUUAUCAAGCCGAUCGAAAUCUUCAUCAAAGAUCCCGCCAUCACCUUCACCAACAUCUACACUUCCCUCACCUAUGGAAUUUAUUAUUCAUUCUUCGAGGUAUUCCCAUUGGUAUAUCCACCAAUGUACGGCUUCAACCUCGGAAUCACCGGAUUAACCUUUCUCACCAUUGGUGUCGGAUGUAUUAUUGGUCUGGCUAUAUUCCUCACCUACCAAUACCUCUAUCUCAUCCCAGACAUCAAGACGAAUGGUCUCAGAAGCCCUGAACAUCGACUGGUCCCCGCACUGUUUGCAGUGAUCGCGCUACCAGUCGGCUACUUUAUGUUUGGAUGGACUGCUCGACCUGCCGUCCACUGGAUCGCCAGUCUCAUCGGGGUGACCAUUCUGGUGGCGUCGAAUUUCAUCAUCUUUCAGUGUAUCUUCGUCUACAUCCCACUCUCAUAUCCGCAAUACACGGCCUCCUUGUUUGCAGCGAAUGAUCUCUCAAGAGCGUCAUUUGCUGCCGGUUGUGUCUUGUUCUCCCGACCAAUGUUUAUCAACCUUGGUGUCGGUGGUGGAGUGAGUCUGUUGGCUGGCUUGGCGGUUGUCGGUAUUGCGGGCAUGUUUGGCCUGUGGAAAUAUGGAGCAGUCCUGAGAUCAAGAAGUACUUUCGCCGCGAAGUGA